Messenger RNA from Thlaspi arvense, 2320 nucleotides. The record is from the annotation of a GenBank genome assembly. NCBI's taxonomy places the organism in Eukaryota, Viridiplantae, Streptophyta, Magnoliopsida, Brassicales, Brassicaceae.
GCCCACUUGCGCCCGUAGUGUCUCUCAAUCUUUUUCUAUCUGAAUAAAUUUCCUCACCAGUAAACAACAUUUCUCUCUUUUUUUAAAAAAAAGUUUUUAUAAUUUCAGUAGCAACUUGACUCUGUAUAGUUUUGGUAAAAAGAAUAUUAGAUACGAAUCAAACCUAUUGAAUGAUUUUGGAAACCGUUGGCUUUGAUUUUGUUUACAGUGAUUAAAUGCUAAGCAAACCUGAUUAAGCAGAGUUAUACAAAAUCUGUUCUUUUUUUUUUUCGUUUUAUUUUGGUUUUCCCAGUCAGAUAUGGUGAGAGAUUCUAGUGGUGGUGGUGUUCUUCAUCACUGGAUAAGCUUUGAAUUACAAAGGGAUUAAAAUAAGUUUGGCUAUAGAAGAAAUGUGCAAGUGUUAUGUCAGAGUAGAGGGGAAGUUUCUGCUCAGAUGUUAUUUGAAGCUGCUUCUAUUCUAUCUUGUUCAUGGAGGCUGGUCUUGACACUAUCACAAGAAGUUCAGUAUUAUAAAAAUGUGUUUCAAUAACAACGAAAUGGCAAAUGAAGUGGAAACCGAGAGGCAAGCGUUUGUUUCAUCUGAGGAAGAUGAGUCUCGAGCUGAAGAUACCGUUGGAAAUGCCAACACUUUGCUACAUAUUUCUCAACAACAACAGCAACAACAACAACAACCGCUAGGUCCUGUUGUUAAUUGGGAGAGGUAUCUCCCUGUUAGAUCGCUUAAGGUUCUUCUGGUGGAGAAUGAUGACUCAACACGCCAUAUUGUUACUGCCCUUUUGAAGAAUUGCAGCUAUGAAGUUACCGCUGUUCCGGAUGUCCUUGAAGCCUGGAGUAUCCUAGAAGACGAGAACAGCUGCAUAGAUCUUGUGUUAACGGAAGUUGUUAUGCCUGUGAACUCUGGAACCGGUCUCUUGUGCAAGAUUACGAGCCAUAAGACACUUAAGAACAUCCCCGUCAUAAUGAUGUCAUCUCAUGAUUCGAUGGUUCUGGUCUUCAAGUGUUUGUCGAAUGGUGCUGUUGAUUUUCUCGUGAAACCCAUUAGAAAGAACGAGCUAAAGAAUCUUUGGCAGCAUGUCUGGAGAAGAUGCCACAGCUCUAGCGGUAGCGGAAGUGAGAGUGGGAUACAGAACAAGAAGUCUGUGAAAACGGAAAGCUCAGAAGGGUCAGAAGACGAUGCCAGCAUGAGUGAUGAAGAUCACGGGAAUGAUAAUGGGAGUAAUGGUUUGAGUAACGGAGAUGGUGGGAGUGAUAACGGGAGUGGAACUCAGAGUUCUUGGACUAAAAGAGCAAGUGAUAUUAACAUCACCUCGCCUUCGUAUCAAUUGCCCGAUGCAACCAAUAUGAAUCCGGGAACCUAUGGCAACGGAUGUGAACGUAAACUAAAGGAAGUUGAAGAUCAGAAUGAACAUAUAGGUGAUGUUGCAAUAGGCACGGGAUCGCAGGCAGGAAUGUGUAUGAGUAAGAAAGCUGAAGUACCAGGAGAUCUAGAAAAUGAUGCAAAGUCUUCUGUUAAAGCUUUGGAGAGAAAUAAUAUAGAUAUGCUGAAUCGCUCUUCAUCUAACCCAGAGGAUUUGCAAUCACUCGAGCUAAGUUUGAGAAAACCAAGAGAGGCUGGAGAUCACAGGAUCAGCGAUCGAAGUGUUUUGAGGCAUUCAAAUCACUCUGCAUUCGCAAAAUACAAUAACGGCGCUACUUCUGCUAAUAAGGCUCCAGAGGAAAAUGUGGGAAGUUGUUCUCCUCAUGACAGUUCCAUUGGCAAAAUAAUGGGUUCCGGUUCGAGCAGUGAUAAUCCUUCGAAUCAGCAGUCUAGUGGAAGCGAACGGGCAGCGCAAAGAGAGGCUGCUUUGAUGAAGUUUCGCCUGAAACGAAAAGAGAGAUGUUUCGAGAAAAAGGUAAGGUACCAUAGCGGAAAGAAACUAGCUGAGCAACGGCCUCGCGUCAAAGGCCAAUUCAUUCGCAAGAGGGAUGAUUUCUAAAUCAGGAAAUGAGUGUCCGAGUAGUGACGACUGUUGAACAACGAGAUUGGUAUAAAGGAGAGAUUUCGCUUCGAAGAUAUAAAGAACAAAAGAGAGUUUCACAAAGUGGCAUUGGAUCUGAUAAACAGAGACUCUUCAAUGCCAUUUGGAUUCUUUGGUUAUGUUUUGUAAGAAUCUUUUUCUUUUUCCAUCUUUGUUUAAUAAAGUCUAUAGAAGAUUAUUGCCAUGAGAAUUUUCAUUGUGUAUUACUCUGCAAGAAUUAUACUGUUUACUACUAUUGUAAAAAGUAAAAUCAAUCACUUACUCAAUAUGGAAAAGUUAUUUAUCUUUUUUUUUUGGUCAAG